UGCACUCUCCGUGGUCACUCUCUUGUGUUACACGCGGAUGGUGGGACGGACAAUGUUUAUUCAUAAAAACGUGCAACAUCGAGACUUAUUUCGUUUGACACAUUACUUGCGCUUAUGUUUAUGUCAAAACAAAUGCGUUUGUGCGUAAACAAAUAUUUUUGAUUAGAAUUCGGUGUAACUAAUCUCGAAAAUAAUUAUUUGAAUAUUUACUUGAAAUGAGUUCUCCUGAUGUGCAUUCUAAUCAAUUCGAUUGUUCGGAGGUGAAAACUGACGACAAUGCCAACUGCUGCAUUUGUGAUAAUUUGUGUCUUAGCAAUGAGUAUUUAAGCUGCAUGAUAUGCGAAUACAAAACGCAUAUAAAGUGCCUGAAGAGUAAGUGCACUCCUGGUGAUUUGCACGGUGAUGUCUUUUUUGACAUGACUUGCUCUAAUUGUGUGGCGGAAAACUUUAAUGCAGCAUCCACAUCAACGGCGAUUGUGCGAGAAAAGUUUGAACGCCAACAGUUGCCGUGGCUAAUGAUUAUCACGCUGACAAUAUAUAAUUUGUCGAUAAAGGCGCAAGGAUUGAGUAAUUGCGGUUAUUUUCAUUGGCGUUCACACAUUUGUAGUUUUAUUGAUAAAAACUGGAAUAUAUUGUUUCCACAAACGACUCGUCGUCGAAAGAAUUGGAUUGGUUCGAUAUCAGGUACAUUGUCACAUAACAACCCUAAAUUCUUUUUGUCAGGACACGAAGUAUUUAACGAAGCUGGUUGGUGGAAAUUGGCAUUUUCAAACUAUACACCACUUCAAAUUUUCACUAUAUACAAGAAACAGUUGGAUAAACGACAAAAAAAGCGAAGUAGGAAGGCCGAAGAAGAUCAUGACGAUACCAGUGAGAACUCAGAUACAUCAAGUGAUGCUCCACUCAAAGCAAAAAGAAACUGUAUACAAAGCUCCGAGCAUGAUUUAGAGUCAACUAAGUCUUGUGCGCGGUCAAUACCAUACAUGGGACUUAAAUCAAAAAACAAUCAAAAGAUUGUGAAAAAUAAUGCUAGUAAUAAGAAAAGUUCUCAAGAACAAAAUUUAAGCACAGUACAGUCUAAUCUGCUUGAUUUUCUAGCUGAAAGUUUUGGCAACGAUGAUUUCUCAUAUUUUAGCGAUUUUUCAAAUAUGGAAUCUGAACCUUUGAAUAGCGAAGAUAAAAGCGAAUAUUCCUCUUUAAUUGAUACUCAUAAUCAUCAAAUAGAAUUAUUCGAUAGCGGAGUUGCGCAAUUCGGCACAUUUGAGAAUCCUUUUGAAGCACUAGAUAACGACUUCAUGUGCAAAAAAUUCAAUGAUCAUUUCGAAAUACAAGCCGGUAAUAACUUGCUCGGCAAUGAAUCAACACAUAAUUUAGAUUUUCGCAAUGAUAAAAAGGCAGAGCAAAGCUUACAAACAACAGACUGUUAUCAACCGCGCUUACUGCAAAUAACCACAUUUGAGAAAAACUCGGGUUCAAAAAAAAUUUUAGUCAAUGCCGAAAAUUCCAAAAACUUAAAUGAGUCGGAUAGUGAAAAUGUAUCGGAUAACAGUCAUAGUGAGCCGCAAACAAAAAGGAAUGUCAAAAGAAACAAACUAGAAUCGAUUAUUACACCAUGUAAACCAAAUUUAUUUACAAAGAAACAAGAUCGUGCCUUCCCAUGGGUGGCAACUGAAAAUGUAGAGAAAUCUACAAAUACGCAAGAAGGAGUUUCAUUAAAACCAGAAAAAAGAUUAGCUUUAAUAAGCAUAUACGAGGAGAAAGAACUUUUAACAAAAUUUCGGAAAGUGUUUUCUUUAGAAAAAAAUUCAUUGUCUGAUAUUCCUGCAUAUGUUAGACGUUUUUACAGAAAGCUCUGUAUUCGUGACUAUAACCGUUCACACAACAAAAAUUUGUUCAAUAUACAUAAUCAUUUGAAAGGCAGAAAUAAUUUAAUUGAAUCAAAGUCAAAAAUCAUAGAUCGUUUUCAUCUCAUUUCAUUAACUCCACAAGAAAGUCUCAAAACCUUCAACGCUCGUAUGGCUGGUAUCGUGGAAUACGAAGUGUUUGAAUCGCCCUAUUCAUUGAGAACGCUACAUCCUUUCAUAUACAGGGAUACAAAAUGUAUGCCACUUAUGCUACAGUUACACUGUGAAUUACAACUGACUAUUAAUAGCGUAUAUUCUAAACGCGCUUCCAUUGAUUAUUGUUACGUACGUCCAAACCAUAUACCUGCUAUAAAUGCCUUAUUAGAAUGCGAAUUUUGGCCAGGAAUCGAUAUGUCUGAAUGUUUGAGUUAUCCUGAUUACACAGUUGUGGCUAUGUAUAAGAAGCUUGUCGUAGGCUGCGCAUUUCUAACACCUGAUGUUGGCUACAAUGAAGCAUAUUUAUCUUUCAUGGCUGUUCGAUGUGGUUGGCAACGUUGUGGAAUUGGUUCGUUCAUGCUCUACCAUUUGGUCCAGACUUGCAUGGAUAAAGACAUCAUCCUGCACGUAUCAGCAUCCAACUCAGCAGCGUUAUUAUACCAAAAAUUUGGAUUCAAAUUCGAGGAAAUUAUAAUAGACUUCUAUGAUAAGUACUUACCAAUCGAUUCAAAACAGUCACGAAAUGCAAUUUUUUUAAGACUGGCGAGGUGACAUGUUGUUUAAGUUAUUUUUAUAAUA
Molecule: messenger RNA, 2639 nt
Organism: Teleopsis dalmanni
Lineage: Eukaryota; Metazoa; Arthropoda; Insecta; Diptera; Diopsidae
Gene: Atac2
Product: cysteine-rich protein 2-binding protein
Exons: 9
Coding region: 216-2612 (798 amino acids)
Molecular function (GO): acyltransferase activity, transferring groups other than amino-acyl groups
Source: RefSeq, a predicted model, not a curated record